This is a messenger RNA of Setaria italica (foxtail millet), 1773 nucleotides long. RefSeq names its product protein NUCLEAR FUSION DEFECTIVE 4. The transcript has a single exon. Gene Ontology annotation, cellular component: membrane. Gene Ontology annotation, biological process: transmembrane transport. The record is from RefSeq and is a predicted model, not a curated record. Lineage: Eukaryota; Viridiplantae; Streptophyta; Magnoliopsida; Poales; Poaceae. Bases 1 to 1773 code for a protein of 590 amino acids. Gene Ontology annotation, molecular function: transmembrane transporter activity.
AUGGUGACCCCGCGGUUCGCGCGGCAGGUGGUGCUCGGCCGGUGGUUCAUGGUGUUCUCCGCCGUGAUGAUCCUGUCGGCGUCAGGCGCGACGUUUAUCUUCGGCAUGUACUCCAAGGUGCUCAAGACGUCGCUGGGCUACGACCAGCGCACGCUCAACACGCUCGCCUUCUUCAAGGACCUGGGCUACAACGUUGGCAUCCUCGCGGGGCUCAUCAACGAGGUCACGCCGCCGUGGGUCGGUCUCUCCAUCGGCGCGGCGCUGAAUCUGUUCGGCUACCUCAUGAUCUACCUCGCCGUCGACGGCCGCACCGCGCGCCCGCCGGUCUGGCUCAUGUGCAUCUACAUCUGCGUUGGCGCCAACUCGCAGUCCUUCACCAACACCUGCGCCCUCGUCACCUGCGUCAAGAACUUCCCGGAGAGCCGCGGCAUCACCCUUGGCCUGCUCAAGAGCUUCACCGGCCUCAGUGGUGCCAUCUUCGCGCAGCUCUACCUCGCCAUCUAUGGCGAUAACGCCAAAUCGCUCGUGCUCCUCAUCGCCUGGCUCCCCGUCACCGUCUCCAUCCUCUUUGGCCACGCCGUCCGCAUCAUGCCGCAUCCACGCAAUAGCUCCACCUCCACCGCAACCACCAACAGCGCCUUCUACCGGUUCCUCUACAUUUCCAUCGCUCUGGCCGGUUUCCUUCUUGUUAUGAUCGUCGUGCAGCAGCGGAUCAACUUCUCACACGCAGCCUAUGCCGUGUCCGGCGCCGCCGUGCUCCUCCUCCUCUUCCUGCCCCUCACCGUCGUCGUCAAGCAGGAGUACAUGAUCCUGAAUGAGCUUGAAGAAUCUCUCCAGGAGCCCCCAACACUGACCAUCGAGGAACCAGCCGCCCUGCAGAUGGUAGAACAAGAACAACAAAAUGCCACCGUCGAAAAAGAUGCAGAGCUCCCACAACAGCAGCUGGCAUCGUCGUCUUCGAGCCUCCGCUCGUGCUUGAAGCACAUGUUUACGCCGCCGCCGCGGGGGGAGGACUACACCAUCCUGCAGGCUCUGGUGAGCGUCGACAUGCUGCUGCUGUUCAUGGCGACCAUCUGCGGCGCCGGCGGCACGCUGACGGCGAUCGACAACAUGGGGCAGAUCGGGCAGUCGCUCGGGUACCCCGCCAAGACGAUCAACACCUUCGUCUCCCUCAUCAGCAUCUGGAACUAUGCCGGCCGCAUCGUUUCCGGGUUCACAUCCGAGAUCCUGCUCUCACGCUACAAGUUUCCGCGGACGCUUAUGGUCACGAUGGUGCUCCUCCUCUCCUGCGUCGGCCACCUCCUCAUCGCCUUCGGCGUGCCGCAAUCACUCUACCUGGCGUCUGUGCUCGUCGGAUUCUGCUUCGGCGCGCUGUGGCCACUGGUCUAUGCCAUCAUCUCCGAGAUUUUUGGGCUCAAGUACUACUCCACGCUCUACAACUUCGGCACCGUGGCGAGCCCCAUCGGCGCCUAUUUGCUCAACGUGCGCGUUUCCGGGUACUUCUACGACGUCGAAGCUGCGAAGCAGCACGGCGGAACCUUGGCCGGCGUCGACAAGACGUGCAUGGGCGUGGAGUGCUUCAAGAAGUCGUUCUUGAUUGUCACGGGUGUCACGGUGCUUGGCAUGGUCGUGUCCCUGGUACUGGUGUGGAGAACAAGAAAAUUCUACAAGGGAGACAUCUACGCAAGGUUCAGGGACAAUGCCAGCGCCAAGGUUCUUCCGGCUGGCAUUUCCAUCGCUUCUGAGGGACAGCCACGGAAGGAGGCGGAGUAA